AUGGAUACCUUGAGAGCGAUUUUGACCUAUUCUCAAGAAUGGUUUUUCGCACCCCGAUGCUGUGUAUGUUUAAGGCGUUUCCAUUCAGCGAAGCCCAUCAUCAGGCUAGAAUGCGAUCAUCUAUAUUGCGUCAAGUGCCUUAAGGGCUCCUUCUUCAGGGCUACCCAGGAACCAUCCCUUUUCCCGCCCACGUGCUGCAAGACCGUGAUACCCCUGCGUCUAGCAAAAGAGUACAUGACCGAAAAAGAACUCUACGAAUACGACAAAGCAAAACUUGAAUUUUUGACAAUCAACUGGACUCGCUGCAGUAAGAAGACGUGCCGCGUACCGAUUCCGCCCAGCCGGGUCACAGCAUAUCAGGCCAGAUGCCUCUGUUGCGGCACCUCCACCUGUGUUUGGUGUAAAGCGGCCUCCCCCCUUAGGAAUGAGUGUGAUAAGAAGCCUGCUCUAAGCCAAACCCUAUCUCCAAAAGACAACUUAGGCUGGCAGCAGUGCUUUGACUGCAAGGCUCUAGUAGAGAGAACAAGUGGUUGUAGCCCGACAAUGUGCUCUAGAACCAGAUUCUGUAACGACUGUGGCAGAAGACGUUCGAUCUGCCGUUGCGGAAUGGAGCAGGCGAAGGACCUUUACCAGGCUCGACAAUUGUCGGAGGAAUAUACACAGAGAUGGUGA
Molecule: messenger RNA, 672 nt
Organism: Aspergillus brunneoviolaceus CBS 621.78
Lineage: Eukaryota; Fungi; Ascomycota; Eurotiomycetes; Eurotiales; Aspergillaceae
Exons: 2
Coding region: 1-672 (223 amino acids)
Source: RefSeq, a predicted model, not a curated record